UUAAAAAUUCCAAAAAAUAUAAAAUUUAUAAAAAAAAAAAUUCAAAAUGUUUUUUAUUCAAAAAUUGUGUAAAGUGUUAAUACUUUGGCCUUUAAUAAUAUCUUCAGCCCAUGAAAUAAAUAUUCAACAAACUGAAGAGUUAUAUAGUCGGGAUUUUUAUACAGUGCCCACCACAGUGAAAACCUAUGAAAAUGAUACAGUGUUAUUGCCCUGUGGUUACAAGUUGUCCUAUCUCUCGGUACGUUGGCUUAAAGACGAGGAUUUUCUAAUGGAAUCCCCCCAAUCGGAACCCGUGUUCAUGGAUCGUUUUCAUUUACUAGCCAAUGGCAGUUUGGAGGUCAUGAAUGUUCAGGCCGAGGAUACUGGCAAAUAUUAUUGUGAAAUUGUUACCCCAACGGGCAAAGCUGUACAGGCCCAUGCCAUAGAAGUGCAAUAUGCCCCACGCAUUUAUACCACCCCUAGCGGUUUUAUAGAAAUGCCAAUUGGUGCCGUUUUAGAGGUUAUAUGCGAGGCAGAGGGUGUUCCCCAGCCGGCUGUCAGCUGGACUCAUAAUAAUGAAACGAUUAUUGAUUAUUUGGUGGGUAAUCGUCAGAUACAUAUAGUGGAAAUCAAAUCGCGUAAUAUGUCGGGCAGUAUAGAGUGUACGGGUCAGAAUGGUGUGGGUCAAGCGGUAACGGAUGGUGUGGAGCUAAUGGUGUUGUUUGCCCCCGAAAUUCAAACCUUACGCAAAAUCUACUACUCCAAAAUUGGUGGCCGCCUACAAAUGGAAUGUUUCGUAGAAUCGGCACCCUUAGCCAAAGUACGAUGGUUUCAUGCCGGCAAACCCAUUACCUAUGGUCCCUACUUUGGACGUCAAGACAACGAAGACCAAACACACCACAAUCUCACAAACGGUCUACAACAACGCUACUACUCCGACAUGAAACAUUCGUUAAUAGUGAAAAAUGCCCGCGAAAGCGAUAUGGGUAUGUAUGAGUGUAGAGCUGAGAAUACCAUGGGUGUGCAAAGUGCCUACAUGGAGGUGACAUUCCGACCAAUGCCAUGUACAUUUAAGAUUAGCCCUGAAAUGCAGAGUCCCACGGCGCACAUAUUGGUGUGGCAAACAGAAAGUUACUCGCCAAUUAUUGAAUUUAAACUGAAAUUUAGACAAGUACCAUCUGACAGCAGUUUCAUGUAUUCCACAACAACCGUGACAACGCAAUAUGCGGCUGAAUGGACAGAGCUGACAAUACCCUCCUCGAUAUCAAUAGGUCCCAUUUAUACCACCACCUAUACCCUGCAUGGUUUACAUCCAGCCAGCAUCUAUCAAGUGGUAGUUUUGGCCCGCAAUCAUUAUGGCUGGAGUGAUAGUAGUAAAAUUUUACGUUUUGCCACCGGCGGAGAAGUUGAAUUUCCCAAUUAUUCAACCGAAUCGGAUAAAUUUGAAGGUAAAGAUGAUGCCAUCAUAAAUAGCUUUAAUGAUGACCCUGAUGAUAUUGAUGAUAAAAAUCAAUUGAGCAACAAAACAAUUGAAGAAAUAACUGAAAAUUCUAUAAGUCCACUGAAUGAUUUAAAACUAUAUGCCACCAUGACACUGUAUCCAAACACUGGCUGUAGAUUAAGCAACAACAAUAACAACGAUUGCUGGUGGUGGUGGGCUAGUGCCAUUGUAGUCAUAAUUGGUUGUAAAUUAUAUUAGCAUUGAUCGUAAUAUUAAGCAGAAUUAAAUAAUAAAAUAUUUUUAUUUUUUAAACACA
Messenger RNA from Calliphora vicina (urban bluebottle blowfly), 1736 nucleotides. RefSeq names its product wrapper (gene wrapper). Gene Ontology annotation, cellular component: axon; neuronal cell body; plasma membrane. Bases 47 to 1678 code for a protein of 543 amino acids. The record is from RefSeq and is a predicted model, not a curated record. Gene Ontology annotation, biological process: homophilic cell-cell adhesion; synapse organization. Gene Ontology annotation, molecular function: protein binding; axon guidance receptor activity. NCBI's taxonomy places the organism in Eukaryota, Metazoa, Arthropoda, Insecta, Diptera, Calliphoridae. The transcript has 6 exons.